This is a messenger RNA of Beauveria bassiana ARSEF 2860, 1830 nucleotides long. Its product is annotated as negative acting factor. Gene Ontology annotation, molecular function: zinc ion binding; DNA-binding transcription factor activity, RNA polymerase II-specific. The transcript has 2 exons. Gene Ontology annotation, biological process: regulation of DNA-templated transcription. Lineage: Eukaryota; Fungi; Ascomycota; Sordariomycetes; Hypocreales; Cordycipitaceae. The record is from RefSeq and is a predicted model, not a curated record. The coding region runs from base 1 to 1830 and encodes 609 amino acids.
AUGUUGACGUACAAUUCCGCCGCGCGGCGGUCUGCAUUUGCCCGUGUGCCAGACUGCCCAAUUUGCGGCUCGGUUUCCGUUAUCAACUCUAAUAGAUCUGGCCAGUGCGACGAAACAAAACCUAAGUGUAACCAGUGUGCAAAGUCUCGACGAGAAUGUCCUGGUUAUAAAGACGAAUUUGAUUUGGUAUUCCGCAACGAGACAGAAGCUACCGAACGAAGGGCUCUCAAAGCAAACAACAAGGCCCUGGCCCUCAAGACCGGGAGGCCAUCUUCCAGAAAGUCGCCAGAGCAGAGGUCUCCAUCCGGCUCAGUCCGAUCAAGAACCUCGACAAGCCCCACGCUGGCGCCAACUCAUUCAAUCGGCGAACGAGCAGCCCACCACUUCGUCUCAAAUUAUGUCCUGAUUCCACCACAAGGGACUCAGCGGGGGUAUUUCGAGUUUGUUAUCCCGCUCAUCACGGCCGAGAACCCUUCUCCCCACUUUAAACUAGCUUUUGAAGCAUGCGCGCUCGCUUACUUUAGUAACCGAAUGAAGAAUACGGAACAUCUGGAGAAGCAGGCAAUCUAUAAAUACGUCAACGCGCUAGCUACCACGGGGCAAGCCAUUCAGGACCCCUUCGAGUCAAGGCAGGAUGGGACGGUCGCGGCCGUACUUCUUCUCAGCUUAUUUGAGAAUAUUACUACUCGGCAUUUUGGCAUGCUUGCAUGGAGCACACACACUGAAGGCGCCAUCCAACUCGUCCAAAACCGCGGUCGAGAGCAGCUUAAGACCAAAGUUGGGCGAGACAUUUUUGUUACAGUUCGCACUCAACAAAUUAUUCACGCUUUCAGUUCUGGUCAACCCGCCGCGCGUAAUGUCGAUUUCUGGAUCAAAGACGCAAUCAAGGACCCGUUUGCCAGUGAUCUGCAGAGGAUCACGCUACAAAUCAGUGAAAUCAAGACGGAGAUCAACAGACUCUUGGUUUCGCUGCACCACUCGCCCGAAAACGUCAAGAAAAUGGUGCAGAUCAUACGCAAGUGCCAAGCCAAGAAUCAGGAGCUAUUACAGUGGUGUGAUGGUAUCCCCGAAAACUACCGCGGCAAGCCCGUGACUUGGGUGAAUGAUCUGCCGGAUGGCGACUACACCAAGGCGGAAGUGUUUCCGGGCCGAGUUGACGCCUUCCAAGACCUCUGGGUUACGACAGUUUGGGUCACAAUGCGAUGCUCAAGACUUGUUCUGGCAUCCAUGAUUGUGAGAGCUGUGGCUUGGGUUUAUUCUCCAAUAGACUACCGCACCACCCCCGAAUAUGCCACCUGGUCAAACACCUGUGCGGCCAUCAUCACCGACCUUUGUGCGGCUAUCCCCUACCAGUUAGGUUGGUUCAAAACACGACAGGAGCUCCUCGAGCGCUCGGAUCUCACCAGCUAUUGCUGCGGUGAUGAGGCGGAAGUCAAGGGCCUUUCUGGUUACUUCGUCACUUGGCCCCUCAGCUGCAUCAUCACACAAGACUAUUCAACAGUUGGUCAAAGAGAAUGGGCAAACGGUAGACUCGAAUAUAUUGCGUCUGAUCUCGGCGUUGGGUACGCCAAGAUGUUGACGCAUAUCAAAGUUCGAGUGCCUUCAAUGCUCAUCAAGCGAGACGCUAUGGCUGCGAGCGGCUCGGUUGACACAUCAGCGGUCGAUUUCGAGAAGAUUCUCUCUAACCGAAUCGUGCCUCCGUCCGGACUGGCUUUUGAGUCCACAUUUGGACAAAAGCGGGAACGAAUGGCAACGUUUGAUCAGCAGCAAAGAGCGGCUAGGGAGGCAGCCCUGGCAUAUUACAGGUUCUCGGGUGACGGUGCCCAUUAA